ACGAUCCAGCUUGACUGCUCGAGGCUUAUGUUUCUUCUCUGUUCCCGCGCGGCGACAGAGCCCUUUUCUAAGCUUAUCUCCAAACCUAUCCAUCAAGUAAAAACUGCACAGCCGUCCGCUCCACUCUUCCCACCACAGCCUCAUCCGCCAUGGCCGCCUCCUUCCUCCGCCCUCUCCUCCCUCCCAAACCAUUCCUCCUCACUCCCAAACCCCAAGUAAUCGUCCCCAUCACACCCACCACCGCCGUACGCUGCACCGCGGCGCCCAAACCGACGACCAUCACCACCCCAAACCCAAAGCCCACCCAGCAACAAGGAGAAGAACAGAGCAGCAUCCCCGACGAGCGAGAACCCGCUGAUCCGGAAGUCGAUGCCAACGCCAACCCGCACCGCAUCCCGGACGACGAGACCCCGCCCUCGGCGGCCGCGACCACCUCCUUCUCCGUGGUCCGCCGCGUGCCGUCGGCCAUCUCCACGGACGGGCGACUGCGCCGCACGGCGCUGACCCAGGAGGAGCCGCCCAACUUCGAGAUCGGGUGGAAGCGCACCAAGGAGCUGCCCCCGCUGGAGAAGCCCAAGGGGUGGGUCGUCGCCGACUUCAUGGAGAAGCUCGAGGGGCUGAUGCAGCGCGGGCGGUACGGGUCGGGCGCGCUGCUGGGCACGGUGGCCGGCGUGGUGACGGAGCGCGCCCGGGAGGAGGCGGAGAUCCUCGUGGCCGAGGGCGGCGUGGACGAGCGCGUCGCCACGGAACUCUUUCGCGUGCUGCGGCUCGUGGAGAUGGACGUGGAGAUGGUCAAGGCCGCCGUCAAGGAGGACACCGUCAAGGAGCGCGUCGAGACGGCGCGCGCCCGAUGCCGCCAGGCCAUCCUCGUGGCCCUCUCGCUCUGACCGACCCCAUGGCCCCUGUACGCACGCUUGAUUAGGUGUAAGCAGUACAGUAAUUUAGUGCUGUGCUGACGCGUUAAUUUUGUUCCUGAAUCUUGAUUGGAGCAUUCUGAAGUCUGAAUGUUCUGCGUCAACAACAGAAUGUUCUGCGAGCUCUGCUUCCGGAGAGAACAAUCCUCGUGAGUCGUGAUCCGUUCUGUUCGCGCGAGAUUUGCUAGUCGAACCGGAAUAUACAGUACAGUGCAGUGCAGCCGCGAAAGGUUAAUUCUUAUACCGCAAGUAUAAGAAUUAACAUUCAGAUCACGGACUCUGGAUGAGUACUCUGUAUUCAUCAUAUUAUAAUUGCAGCUGAAUGGUUACUCUAUGUAUGAUUUC
Brachypodium distachyon (stiff brome) is the source of this 1259-nucleotide messenger RNA. RefSeq lists its product as uncharacterized. The record is from RefSeq and is a predicted model, not a curated record. Lineage: Eukaryota; Viridiplantae; Streptophyta; Magnoliopsida; Poales; Poaceae. The transcript has a single exon. The coding region runs from base 150 to 887 and encodes 245 amino acids.